Lactuca virosa is the source of this 1709-nucleotide messenger RNA. NCBI's taxonomy places the organism in Eukaryota, Viridiplantae, Streptophyta, Magnoliopsida, Asterales, Asteraceae. The record is from the annotation of a GenBank genome assembly.
CUUAAAUAUUUGGUGAUCGUUAUCUACUACACCGACGGUCCCUUUUUUUGCACGACCACGGCUCCUUAAUUUUUUCACAGCUUCUGUCAUUCAUCGUUUUCUCUUCAACCCACCAUUUUCUUCCUUUGAUGCCUUCCUGUAGAUUUGUGAGGCGGCGAUGAAUGAGGAGUGCCUUUGAGGAGCAUAGUUGUUUCGAGUCGCUUCGUCGGUGAAAACAGUAUACCGGAGGUGCUUCGUCGGCGUUGAAGGCGACCGGUGUUGGCCAAGUCGGUCCGUGGAAGUGGUCCACCUUUGAGGAGCAUUGCUGUUCCGAGUCGCUGACCCCUCCAACGUUUCGUCAAAUUUGAAAGGGGCUUCAAGGUCGGCUUGCGAAUUCCAGUUUUUGGUUUCACCAUCGAAGCCCUAGAAACAACCUGUUUCAUCUCUGGAAACGCUAGACGACCAUCACCGCAGCCUCCACAGCUCGCUAUGGAGAUUCCUCUGUUGGUGGUUACCAGAUGCUUCCAUUUGCUAAACUAGGACCAAGCUUGCAUCUUCUUUACCGAUUCCAACUGUCAUCUCCACCAUCGCUCCUACACCUUUGUUCGUCCAGAAAAACGCAACAACGAUUAUCUGGUGUACAUCGUAAGAGGUUUCUCUUCAAUUGAUGGAAACCCGGUCGCAUGCCACACACCUUCUCGCCACUUUGUUAACAAUCGUCGCCUCUCACAAGCAUGCCUCCAAUUCAGAUUGUAAAUCAAGUGGCUUUGAAAACACUGAUAGUUAUCCAUAGGACACUAAGGGAAGGUGAUACAACUUUCAGGGAAGAACUUGUAAAUUUCCAACAAAGAGGGCGUGUUCUUCAACUAGCUAAUUUCAAAGAUGAUUCAAGCCCUAUUGGUUGGGAUUGUUCUGUUUGGGUGCGUACAUAUGGCCUUUUCUUAGAAGAAAGACUUGAAUGUUUUAGAGUUUUUAAAUAUGAUAUUGAAGCUGAAAAAAUCCCAACAUUUGCUCAAGGUCAAGAAAAUAAGGGUUAUAGCAGAACAAGGGAUUUACAAAGUGAAGAACUAUUGAAACAACUUCCUGCUUUACAACAACUGCUAUAUCGACUUAUGGGAUGCAGGCUAAGGUUACAGACCUUAUUCAUUCUCCCCUUGGGCAAUUACCACUAACCAUUGAAGACCGUAUGCAAACAUUCUCAACAUACAGGAACAAGAAAACAAAGAGGAAUUUUGGCAGAAAAAUCAAGGAAACGAAUGAGAAGAAAUUGAAGCUUUGAAAAGGCAUCAAAUGACACUUUUGGUCAACUGGAAGAGACAAAAAGUGGAUAGGAUUACUGGUGAAUGUACCAAAUGAGCAGUAUUGGAAUCCGGUUAUACCCAGCGGAAGUUCUUGGACUCCGAUGAUUCCAGGGAAACUGAUCUAUCAAAGAUCAAAUUUUAUCAAAACCGUAUUGCACAAAGGAACUUGAACCCCUAAAAAAUCAGCAAUCCCUUACAUUUAAUUUGGACAUGAUUUUGAAGAGCAUUUACGCAUUUACGCAAACUUGAUCCAACCCGGCGCCAACGCCAACGCCGCAAGUAAACGUUAAGCUGAAGAACCAUCAAGAAUAUUUUGGGAUGUCUUUUAUGCACGUGUCAAUUAUCGUACAAUUUAUGUUUUCGAAUUAUGUAAUGUUAAACAAUGUAGUUGAUGUGAACAAUGCAAGUUGUAAUAUGUAAUGUUGGUGA